Amaranthus tricolor (Joseph's coat) is the source of this 1281-nucleotide messenger RNA. RefSeq names its product protein DUF642 L-GALACTONO-1,4-LACTONE-RESPONSIVE GENE 1-like. The transcript is spliced from 3 exons. The record is from RefSeq and is a predicted model, not a curated record. Lineage: Eukaryota; Viridiplantae; Streptophyta; Magnoliopsida; Caryophyllales; Amaranthaceae. Bases 29 to 1156 code for a protein of 375 amino acids.
UUCAUCGAUCUCUUUUGCUAUAAUAAUAAUGGCUCUCUUAAAUUGUCUUUCAGUUGUACUGCUUUUAUUGAUAAUGAAUAGCUGCGGAUACCUUGCCGGUCCGGUGAGCUACGCUCCUACAAAUGGGCUACUUCCAAAUGGAAACUUCGAAGAAGGACCAGAUCCAUCAAACAUGAACAAAAAGAAGAUAAUAAAAGGGAAGUACUCCCUUCCAAAAUGGGUCAAGAAAGGAUUAAUAAGAUACAUUUCACCUGGACCUCAGCCUGGCCACCGUAUAUUUAAGGUUCAUGCAGUAAGGUUAGGGCAGAAUUCUAGUGUAGCCCAAUAUUUAAGGGUCAAAAGACAGACAUAUUACAGUGUGAGUUUCAGUGUGUCAAAAAGUUGUUUUGCAGAUAAGUUUAUAAGAGUAGGAAUAGUUAACCAAGUAGAGUCGGAUUACUUGCUUCGCAAUAUAUAUGAGAGUGAGAAACCAGAGACUUAUGCUUGGACAUUUGAAUCCUCUAAUUAUACUACUUCUAUUAAACUCUCUUUUUUUAGUCCUCCCAAUCACCAAAGGCAUUCUCUUUGUGGACCCCUUUUACUUGCUGUUGCACUUAAGGAGAUUAAGCCACUCUCUCAGCCAACAGAUAAUAACCUAGUAAAAAAUGGAGAUUUCGAAAACGGUGCAUACGUAAUGAAAAACUUCUCAAGUGGAGUCCUUCUACCUCCAGAUUCAUUAACUAUGAUCUCUCCACUUCCUGGUUGGACAAUCAAAUCUAAAGAUCCAAUAAAAACAAUUAAAUACAUCGAUUCACAACACUUCAAGGUACCCAAAGGAAGAUAUGGUAUUGAAUUAUUAGGAGAAGAAAGUACACUAUCCCAACUCAUACCAACAAUCCCAAAUCAAUUCUAUAAUCUCACUUUCAUUACUGGAGAUGCUAGAAAUGGGUGUAUUGGUAAUUUAUAUCUUAAAGCAUUUGCUGGAAACCAAUCUGUUGUUGUUGAGCAUGUUUCUCAAGGAAAAGGUAAAACUAGAUUUGGAAAUUUAAGGUUUCAGGCUGUUAAUCAGACAACUACCAUAUCUUUUAUGAGUUUGUUGAGUCAUUCUCCUGAUUUUGGAACUACUUUUUGUGGUCCUAUUUUGGAUGAUGUUAAGGUUGUACCAAACGCUCUAUAGUUGAAUAUGAAAAAAGAAAUUAUCAAUGGUAUUCUUGAAUUUUAGCUCUUUAUUAAUAUUAUCCUUAAGUUUUUUUUUUAUUAUUGAGCGUUUUACAAUCGUAGUCUUUUUUUAAUUUUCCAUCU